AUUUGCAAACCUCAGCUGUGUCAGGGGGGCAGGGCCCCAGUGGAGCUGCCAAUAGCUGAAAGAAAGGCUUCCAAGUCAAAGCACAGCACCAGAGGUGAGGAAACAGUGGUAGAUCAAGCUGGGAUGUGACAGGCACCAGAAGGUUACCACCCCAAAGAACUCUGAGGAUUCUUUCAUUGGUAUAUGUCCAGUGCUUUAACACCUAAGUCACAUCUGACAACAGGUACUUCACAAGAUUUUUACCCCCAAAGGACCAGAAACAUGCACUGUGUCAUCCAAAAGGCAGAAGUGCUAGAUGGAGCUCAUUUGAUGCAAAUCCUCUGGCAUGAUGGUGCAGAGUCGCUUUACCCUGCUGUUUGGUUGAGAGACAAUUGUCAGUGCCCUGAUUGUUAUCUGGAUUCUGCAAAAGCACGAAAACUUCUCUUUGAAGCUCUGGAUGUGAAUAUUGGUAUUAAAGGCUUGACAUAUGAUAAAAAAAAGGUUCAUAUCACAUGGCCAAAUGAACAUUACAGUGAAUUUGAAGCUGAAUGGCUGAAGAAAAGAUGCUUUUCACAGAAGGCUAGAGAGAAGAUGCAAAGAGAAAUGUUUCUUCCAGAAUGUCAAUACUGGGGUUCAGAGCUCCAGUUACCUACUCUGGAUUUUGAAGAUGUUCUGAGAAACAAUGAACAUGCAUUCAAGUGGCUCUUCAGCCUCAAGAAAGUAGGCAUAGUGAGGCUAACAGGAGCAUCUGACAAGCGAGGAGAAAUUUUAAAACUUGGGAAAAGGAUUGGUUUCCUUUAUCUCACAUUUUAUGGACAUACUUGGCAAGUGCAAGACAAAAUAGAUGCAAACAAUGUGGCUUACACAACCGGGAAGCUAAGCUUUCACACAGAUUAUCCAGCUCUCCAUCAUCCACCUGGGGUCCAGCUUCUUCAUUGCAUCAAACAAACGGUCACUGGGGGUGAUACAGAAAUUGUAGAUGGAUUUAACAUAUGUCUAAGACUCAAGGAAAAAAAUCCUCAAGCAUUUCAGAUUUUGUCCUCCACCUUUGUGGACUUCACAGACAUUGGAGUAGAUUACUGUGAUUUCUCUGUGCAAUCCAAACACAAAAUUAUAGAAUUGGAUGAUAAAGGCGAAGUGGUUCGCAUUAACUUCAAUAAUGCAACUAGAGAUACUAUCUUUGAUGUACCUGUUGAAAGAGUUCAGCCUUUUUAUGCUGCUCUGAAAGACUUUGUUGACCUAAUGAACUGCAAAGAAUAUAAGUUUACUUUCAAGAUGAAUCCAGGUGAUGUGAUUACUUUUGACAACUGGCGCUUACUUCAUGGUCGAUGUAGCUAUGAAGCAGGAACUGAGAUAUCACGCCAUCUAGAAGGAGCUUAUGCUGAUUGGGAUGUAGUAAUGUCAAGGCUUCGUAUAUUAAAACAGAGUGUGGAGAAUAAAAUCUAAAGCUCCUAGCUCUACUUUCAGUAAGGUUCCAAUGAAUGUAUUUUGUAAGAUACAGCAAGGUCAUUUCAAUGCCAUUUGUGUAUUAAAUUCUUUUACAUUAUAUAUGCUACUUUUCUUACAAGAGUUUUCUUUACAUCAUAAGAAAGUGCAAGCUUCUUAGAUUUUGGAGCAGGGUAGUCUCUUUUCCAAAUAAAGCAUUCCAUCUGUUCUACUGCAUGCAUGGUUGCAUUCCUUUUACCAUGUAGGAGAGUCUCAGGGAUGCCUAAAGUUUUGCAUUAAAUAAAAUUUUUUUUCAAGUAAA
Erinaceus europaeus (western European hedgehog) is the source of this 1726-nucleotide messenger RNA. It is a transcript of the gene BBOX1, whose product is annotated as gamma-butyrobetaine hydroxylase 1. The record is from RefSeq and is a predicted model, not a curated record. Gene Ontology annotation, cellular component: mitochondrion. Bases 184 to 1425 code for a protein of 413 amino acids. Gene Ontology annotation, molecular function: gamma-butyrobetaine dioxygenase activity; iron ion binding. The transcript is spliced from 8 exons. Gene Ontology annotation, biological process: carnitine biosynthetic process. NCBI's taxonomy places the organism in Eukaryota, Metazoa, Chordata, Mammalia, Eulipotyphla, Erinaceidae.